Arachis stenosperma is the source of this 975-nucleotide messenger RNA. RefSeq lists its product as uncharacterized. The transcript has a single exon. Lineage: Eukaryota; Viridiplantae; Streptophyta; Magnoliopsida; Fabales; Fabaceae. The record is from RefSeq and is a predicted model, not a curated record. Bases 1 to 975 code for a protein of 324 amino acids.
AUGGAAAGGCUACCUCCCCCUAGGCCCAUCAAGAACAAGAAGGGAGGAAGUCGUAGCGAAUACUGUGAGUACCAUAAGCUAUAUGGGCACUCAACCAAUGAUUGUUACGACCUGAAAAAUGUGAUAAAAAAGUUGGUCAGGGAAGGUCGGCUUGACAGAUAUCUCAUGGAAAGGUCGGAUCAUCAUGGCAAGAGGAAGCAAGAUGAAGAGGAUCGAAGAGAUUCACCACCACAGAUCCCAGAAAGACAUAUACACAUGAUCUCGGAGGGGAGGGAGCUUGCUGAAGGGGAUCUCACAAAGUCAUCUCGCAAGAGGCACCUGAAGGAAGUCUACCAGGUUAGAGGCGAAUUGUUCGACCUCCCAACCUUCUCUUUUACUAAAGAAGAUAGGCAGGGCAUUGUUACCGGACAUGAUGACCCAGUGGUGAUUACCAUGAUCCUCGCCAAUGUCGAUCUAUACAGGACCUUGGUGGAUCAGGGGAGCUCAGCUGAUAUCCUGUUCAAACCAGCAUUUGACAAGUUGGGAUUGGAUGAAAAGGAUCUAAGAGCAUACCCUGAUACCCUAUACGGGUUGGGAGAUGCACCAACAAAACCACUAGGAUUCAUACCCUUACAUACAACUUUUGGAAAGGGGAUAAAAUCCAAAACUCUAAGCAUCGACUUCAUAGUUGUUGAUGUGGGUUUAGCCUAUAAUGCCUUAAUAGGUAGAACAACCCUAAAUCGGCUUGGAGCAGUGGUAUCCACCGCCCACCUUUGCAUGAAAUUCCCAACACCAGAGGAAAUUGCAACCAUCAGGGGAGAUCAGAAGCUGGCGAGAAAGUGCUACAAUGAAAGCCUAAACCUGAGAGGUAAAGGCAAAGACAUCAAUACCAUUGAACUUGGAGGAAUUCGAGCUAAAGAAGAGUUGCAGCCACAACCCGGAGGGAAGACUGAAGAAGUGCAGAUCGGCAGGAGGAUGAAAAAAAUAUCGACAUAG